Messenger RNA from Paramisgurnus dabryanus, 745 nucleotides. It is a transcript of the gene atp5f1d, whose product is annotated as ATP synthase F1 subunit delta. Gene Ontology annotation, biological process: proton motive force-driven ATP synthesis. NCBI's taxonomy places the organism in Eukaryota, Metazoa, Chordata, Actinopteri, Cypriniformes, Cobitidae. Gene Ontology annotation, molecular function: proton-transporting ATP synthase activity, rotational mechanism. The record is from RefSeq and is a predicted model, not a curated record.
GAGAGCGUGCCCGUGUCCUUGCUCUAUCAGCCGCGCACGGUGACUGUCUUUCUGACUGCCUGUGUGGAUAGUGAACCAGAGGCUUUUGUAUUGUCGUGUUGUGAGUGUCAUUUCUCUGUAAAAUAAAAAUGAUGGCAGCGAGAUUUCUUCUCCGUCGCGCAGUCCCCGCACUCAGACACGUGCGUUGUUAUGCGGACGCGCCGGCUGCUACUGAGAUGUCCUUCACUUUCGCGUCGCCGACAGAGGUGUUCUUCAAAGAAGCCAGCGUUAAACAGAUUGACGUCCCAACACUGACAGGAGCCUUUGGUAUUCUUCCAGCUCACGUUCCCACACUGCAGGUUCUCCGGCCUGGUGUAGUCACCGUCUUCAAUGAUGAUGGUUCUGCUGCUAAGUAUUUUGUAAGCAGCGGAUCAGUCACGGUCAAUGCCGACUCUUCAGUUCAGCUGCUGGCUGAGGAGGCUGUUCCUCUGGACUCUCUGGACCUUGCAGCGGCGAAAGCUAACCUGGAGAAAGCCCAGUCAGAGCUAGCAGGAGCUUCAGAUGAGGCAAGCAGGGCGGAGGUUCUCAUCAGCAUAGAGGCGAAUGAGGCAAUCGUCAAAGCACUUGAGUAAACAACUUCAUGCAUUGGUAAAUUAAAGGUUAUCAGCUUCGUCAGUUCCCCACCCCAUUGAAGUCAUAAACUGCAAGACAUGCAUGCUUGCUUUGUACAGUGGAUGAAAAUAACAAUAAAUUUAUUUGGAAGUAA